Messenger RNA from Penaeus indicus, 2963 nucleotides. Its product is annotated as DCC-interacting protein 13-alpha-like. The transcript has 14 exons. The record is from RefSeq and is a predicted model, not a curated record. Gene Ontology annotation, biological process: signaling. The coding region runs from base 426 to 2537 and encodes 703 amino acids. Gene Ontology annotation, molecular function: protein binding. Gene Ontology annotation, cellular component: endosome membrane; cytoplasm. Lineage: Eukaryota; Metazoa; Arthropoda; Malacostraca; Decapoda; Penaeidae.
UGAUGAACUACUCAUCUGCCAUGGCUAGUUAGUGAAAGAGAAGCCGCAGUGAGUCAUCCCAAAAACAGCUGUGCCUCGAAGCGUAUCUGAAGCAAGGCGGUGUUGUGGCUGUCAGCUGAUCGAGUCACUUGUCAACAAAACCCAAACUUGUUCCUCAGAAGAAGACUAUCUGUUUAAAAUCCAGGGAAUAUAGACUACGAUAUAGUCUAAAACCCUAUAAAAGAAGAAGAAGAAGAAACUUGUUCCUCAGAGCCAAGCGUAGCAAAGGGAGGGGGGGAAAAAGAGAAGCUCUGUGCUGAGAAGAAGAAGAAGAAGAAACUUGUUCCUCAGAGCCAAGCGUAGCAAAGGGAGGGGAAAAAAAAGAGAAGCUCUGUGCUGAGUGGCAAGGUUUUUUGGGAUUUUUUCCCCAACAGGUUUUUUUCCCGAUGGCGAUGCAGAACGUUGACAAGCUGCCCCUGGAAAACGCGCUGGAGGAUUCGCCGCAGCUGCGAUCUCUAGUCGGUGUAUUCAGUGAGGAUGCCCAGGCCCUGCGAGACUACGUGACCACCUUGCACCAGCUGUCCUCCAAGCUUGUUGCAGCACACAACCAGCUGACAUCUGCUUACCAGGAUCUAGCAAAGCACCUCAAAGCUUAUGGCACCAUUAAGUUUCCAGUGAAUGGUGAUGCUGAUGGUAUAGUAGCAUCAACACUUUCACAGUUUGCCAAACAUGUUUCUGAAAUGAGUUCUUGGGAGCACAUUGUGGCAACACAGAUUGCAGAUGGAGCAGUUUAUCCUCUGUCAAGAUUCAUUGAUACUGAACUCCAUGAGAUGGAAACUAUGGCAACUCUGUACCAGAAUGCUGGGAGUGACUUGGAUAGGGCCAUUACAAGAUACAGCCGUUGCCGUCGUCGGGAUCCAGAGCAGGAACACCGUGAAUCAAAUGAGGAUGUGUAUGUUUCGAAAAAAAAAUUUCACCAGAUGGCUCUUCAUUAUUAUUCCAAGUUGAACCUGCUACAGUAUUCAAGGAAAUCUGCUUUGCUUGAGCCUAUGCUGGGACUCUUGGUGGCCACAAGAGCGCACUAUAAUAUGGGUCAUGAUGCUCUUGUGACUCCAGAAGUGGAAGAGUUCUUAGCCAACAUUUCAGUCUGUGUUAAAAGUGUUGUUGAAGACCAGGCAAAGGAACGAGAAGACACACUGGAGCUAAUAGACUCCAUCAUUACGCAGUCACAGCUGAUGUACUAUGCGGAACCGCCUCCAGACAUCGCUUCAUUGCCACCCGAUACAACCCUCACGAAUAAAGCUGGAUAUCUCAAUGUUCAGAGAAAGUAUAUGGGUGUGAUGAGCUCCUGGGAGAGGCAGUUUGUGUUCCUGGAGGGAGGAAACCUGAUGAGUGUCGUGAAGGGCGAUGCUGCUGGAUCGCUUCUCUUGGAAGUGGACUUAACGACCAUCGUUCAUGCUACGGACACAGAUGAUCGGCGACAUGUCUUCCAGGUUGCUACGAGUAAAAAGUCCAUAACUCUCCAGGCACUCAACGACCGCGAACGUGAUGAAUGGAUGUUGACAAUCCAUAACUUGGCCAAGGAUGGAGGAUAUGUCAAGGAUGAGAAGGUGGCCCCAUCCUCUUUGUUCUCAGGAGUUGGCCAGUUCUUUGCUGACAAGUUCCAUGCUGCAUCUGCUGCAAUAGGCUCAACUCCUUCAACACCCACUACAGCAAGUGCAUCGCCCCCAUCUGGCACUGCAGCUUCUGCCACAAUGCCACAGGCGGCAGCCAUUCCCCCCGAUGCUCCUAUUGUGUUUGAUCUUCUCACUUCCCCCGAGGAAACGUUCACGCUUAAUCUCGAUAGUCAGAAUGACAGUGAACAAGAUGUCACGGAUGACGGUGCUGAGGGCAAAGUCGUAAAGCAAGAAACCGAUAAAUUCUUCACAGUCCGCUUCCUUGGGUCUAUGGGUGUCAAUGUUGAUAAAGGCCAGGCUGUGGUGUGCGAGGUAAUGCGCAGGAUUCUGGCGGCCAGGGCUAUCCACAACGUCUUCUCCACCAUGGAGCUGCACCUCUCCACAUCGCAGUCACACUUGAUUCUCUCAGAGCCUUCAACGGGCAAUAUUUGUCUGCGACAUAGUCUGAGCGAUGUUGCUUACUGGGCAGCUCACAGUGAAAAUCACAAGCUAGUUGGUUACAUUGUGCGACAGCGGGACACCGAAGCCACUGACACUGCUAGCUUUUCCUGCUAUGUGUUCGAGGCAGAGGGCAGCGGAACGGAAAUCUGCUGUGCCCUUGGCGUAGCAGCAAAGACAGCUUACCAUCAAAUUGUUGAGAAGAAGACACAGGAAAAGAAGAGGAAGCAGGAAACAAGACUCCUUCUGGCCAAUAUUGCUCAACUCCCAGACAUAGAUGAUCCUCCUCAGGUGAGCUCCGACGGACAGUUCCUCAUUCUGGAUGGGGACCUACCCGGCUCAACCCCAAGAACACCGCCUGUUUCAACCAAGAGCAGUCAGAGCACUCCUGCUAGAGACCCCAGAAAAGUGACCCAGGAGGAGGAUCCGGAGAGCGAAGCAUAAGAGGUUUAUCUUGGUAGACCUUAAACCUGCAUGUUUUACUUUUUUCUUUUUUUUUCUUUUUUCUUUCUUUCUUUUCAUUAUGAAAAGGGUACUCCAUUAUUUUUGGCAAGUUGGAUGUCAAUUUCAGAUCUGUGAACUCUUUGGGGCAAGUUAUCUCAUCUUGUUUAUGAUUAUUUUGAGAUAUUUGAUUUCUUUAUGACAGGUGUAUAUAUACAAGAUACAAGAAAUUUGAAUGGAUAGUGAGGAGCUCUUACAUACUUCCUUCAGUAAAGGUUAUAUGAACCUCUAAUCAUCUGUAGGAAAAUGAAUUAUCAAAUGCCUAACAGACAAUGAUAGAUUGUGCUUAUAUUUCACAGGGACUGAUGAGCUUUUAAAAAUGUGAUAUAAAAUUGAAAUGCAACUUUGCAAUUUUUUUUUUUUUUUUUU